Messenger RNA from Zea mays, 1472 nucleotides. NCBI's taxonomy places the organism in Eukaryota, Viridiplantae, Streptophyta, Magnoliopsida, Poales, Poaceae. The record is from RefSeq.
UGUAUCCCGCACCGAAACACACACGCAAACGGCACCACCACCACCACCACCGUCCGGCGAGGUAGGGAGGCAGCGGCGCCAUGGGUUGCUAUCCUCCCCUGGCCAAGAUCGUGUCUAGAGCGCUCGGAAAAUGCAACGGCGGUGCGUGCCAAGUUCUUCGCUUUCACUUUCUUUACAUCUUCAGCUUCGCUUCUGAAUUCAUUCUUCUAGUUGGUAGCUCUCGUCCUCCUACUCCUAGACAGUAGAGGCCAGAGGGUGCGCUGUUGAGUGCCGAAGCUUGCAUGCAUGGCCCUCGGCUCUUGUGCCACCGCUCACCGCAUCGCCGUAAAUUAUAAUAUUGCAAAAUUCGUGAGUCGUGAAAAAAAAAUACGACUUGCUCACGUGCAGGGCGCGAGAGAUGGCGGGAAGGGAGGCUGGAGCUGGACUUUGAUCACGCCUUGGGCUGUCAGCCCACGGAGACCCACUACAUGCGGCCGGUGGCGCGCACGGUGACCUUCGCCAGCAACAACUCCAUCUACGUGACCCCACCGUCGCCGUCGCCACAACCGCAGCAGCAGAGCGCACCACCAGAGCCACAGCGACCCCAAACGCCGCCCCGGCACGAGCCCGAGCAGCACGACGGUGCACCCGAAUCCCAACCCCAAGCCGAGCAACCCGAGGCACCCGCGCAAACGGAAGACGCGCCGCCACAGGCCGCCGGCGCCGAGCCGAAGCCACCAAAGGGCCCAAACCCAAAGCGAGGCAAGAGCAAGAAGGGGCAGCCGGGCCGCGUCCGGUUCGGCCCCGAGCCUCCCUCUCCGCAGCAGGAGGAACGGCAAAAGCAGGAGCACGCGCAGGGGCAGGGGCCAGGCAACAGCAGCGAGAGCGAGAAAGCGCCGCCGCCGCCGGGUCAGGAGCCUCAUCAUCACGGCGCGGCGCCCGCGCCCGCGCAGGGGCAGGCGCAGGGAUACCUGAUCCGGUACACGCCGUCGCCGCUGCCGAGGUGGGAGGCGACGCCGCGGCGGCACGAGUACUUCUCCGGGGAGUACCGGAGCUACUACCCGACGCCGGUGCGCGAGGGCAUCUACCGCAUCGCCACCGACGCCAACAGGCUCACCACCAUCUUCAGCGAGGAGAAUCCCAACGCCUGCACCAUCGUCUGAGACUGAGAGCGACGGCCAGGAAGGAAUAACCCGUUGUUCCGUUCGGGCAACGGCUCGUCUUCCUUUUGGUUCUUGGUUGAUUGGUGAUGGAAUCAUUAGCCAAGAAUCCGGUUCUUCUUGUAGGGAGUGUUGUAGAUAAGAAAAAAGCAGGAAACUUUCGGUUCGGCCGGUAUGAUGAGAUGUAAACUUCCUUGUGCUGCUCUGCUGCUCGCCUUGGAUUGUCAAUUUGUCGUUGUCCUCUUACGUUUAAAGCAGCUACUUCCUUCCAAUAAUAAAUAAACUAGAAUUAGCAGCGCCCUAUAGGGCGCUAUAAAAUUCUCUGAUCCAGCA